Messenger RNA from Giardia duodenalis, 228 nucleotides. RefSeq lists its product as uncharacterized. Lineage: Eukaryota; Fornicata; Diplomonadida; Hexamitidae. The transcript has a single exon. The record is from RefSeq and is a predicted model, not a curated record. Bases 1 to 228 code for a protein of 75 amino acids.
AUGUCUAGUGCCGAUUCACAGACACUAAACGAGAUCUGGGAGACGACAUGUGCGGCAUACACGGGUGCACUUACUGAGGAGUACGAACGUGUCAUAGAGCACCUCCAGGUUCUUCAGAACCACAUUACAGUGGCGCUAAAAGCCAAGUACAGCGCAGGAGAACCUCUGCCCACAGAGGCAGAGAUCUUAGCCAUGUUCCGCUCGUCUGGAACCCUUCCCGUAAAGUAA